AUGUCCGUUCCGAAGUUCGGCGGCAUGUCCGGCGUGAUGCUGGGGCGUGCUGUGACUACAGUAGCAACCAUGGGCUUCCUUCUUUUUGGAUAUGACCAGGGAGUCAUGAGUAGUAUUAUUGAUGCGACAGCCUUCAAUGACGUUUUUACAGCCACGAAAGAUAACUCAACCAUGCAGGGAACUGUGACUGCUAUUUAUGAAAUUGGAUGCCUUUUUGGUGCCAUUUUUAUCCUUUGUGUUGGUGAUUGGCUCGGUCGCCGCAGGGCCAUUAUUAUUGGCGCCUCCAUCAUGAUUAUCGGUGUCAUUAUUCAGGUGACUUCUAUGGUUGGCCAUGUGCCUCUUGCCCAAUUCAUUGCCGGGAGAGUCAUCACAGGUGUCGGCAACGGCAUUAACACUUCGACCAUCCCCACCUACCAGGCUGAGUGUUCCAGGACCUCAAACCGAGGUCUGCUCAUUUGUAUCGAGGGAGGCAUCAUUGCUUUUGGCACUCUUAUUGCCUACUGGAUUGAUUUCGGAGCUUCCUAUGGCUCUUCUAACCUCGUGUGGCGCUUUCCUAUUGCCUUCCAGAUCUUUUUCGGCAUCCUUAUCAUCGUUGGCAUGACCUUUUUGCCCGAGUCUCCUAGAUGGCUUUUUACCCGCGAGCGGUAUGAAGAGGGUGAAACCGUCAUUGCUGCUCUGAUGGGCAAGGAAAUCGGAGAUCAUGGUGUCCAGCUUCAGAAGAAUAUCGUACUGGACUCUAUUAGAGCGUCCGGUCAAGCUGGCAAGUCGACCCCUCUGUCCGCUGUUUUCACUGGAGGAAAGACCCAGCACUUUAGACGCAUGCUUCUCGGCGCCUCUUCGCAGUUUAUGCAGCAGAUUGGUGGCUGCAAUGCCGUCAUCUACUACCUGCCAGUCCUUUUCCGCAACUCGCUCGGCCAGACCUACACCAUGUCUAUGAUCUUAGGUGGUGUGAACAUGAUUGUCUACUCCAUUUUUGCUACGUUUUCCUGGUUCUUGAUUGAGAGAGUUGGGAGACGUAAGCUUUUCCUCUACGGCACGGUUGGCCAAUGUCUGUCUAUGGUCAUCACCUUUGCCUGCUUGAUUCCCGACACCCCAUCUUCUGCCAAGGGAGCGGCCGUCGGUCUCUUCACUUACAUCGCAAGCUUCGGUGCGACCUGGCUGCCUUUGCCUUGGCUGUAUCCUGCGGAGAUUUCGCCGAUUAAGACCAGAGCCAAAGCCAACGCUAUCUCUACUUGCUCCAACUGGCUCUUCAACUUCCUCAUUGUUAUGGUUACUCCCAUCAUGGUCACCCACAUUAAGUGGGGCACUUACCUCUUCUUUGCUGUCGUGAACGCGUGCUUCUUGCCUGUGAUUUAUUUCUUUUACCCUGAGACGGCCCGCCGCUCCCUGGAAGAGAUUGAUUUGAUCUUUGCCAAGGCUCACCUUGAGAACAAGAGCCCUGUGAGAGCCGCCGAGGAGAUGCCUUACCUCUCGGAUGAGGACAUUGAGCGCGUUGCUAUCGAAUACGGAUUCGGGCCGGCCGACUCCGAGGCCAAGAGCGGCGACAGCAGCGACAAUGCGGAAUUUAUUGCUUCCAGGGAAGAAGACCAUGCCCAGCGGGAUGCCGAAAAGGGUAACUGGGAUUAA
Molecule: messenger RNA, 1626 nt
Organism: Penicilliopsis zonata CBS 506.65
Lineage: Eukaryota; Fungi; Ascomycota; Eurotiomycetes; Eurotiales; Aspergillaceae
Exons: 4
Coding region: 1-1626 (541 amino acids)
Biological process (GO): transmembrane transport; carbohydrate transport
Cellular component (GO): membrane
Molecular function (GO): carbohydrate:proton symporter activity
Source: RefSeq, a predicted model, not a curated record